AUGAGUGCUACCGAAACAUCCGCCAACGUACCCAGCGAUGCACCAGAGCACUGUCCCGGCACACAGAGUGAAGAUGCUGGGAAAGCAUCGGCGUGUGCCGGAUGUCCGAAUCAACAACUGUGUGCCACCGGUCCAAAAGGACCCGAUCCAGCAAUAGCACUGGUGAGGGAAAAGUUAGCCGAUGUACGCAAUAAACUGUUGGUCCUGUCCGGCAAAGGUGGCGUAGGUAAGAGUACUGUAACGGCACUACUUUCCCGUGCGAUGGCCCAUCGCAACCAGGAGCAGAACUUUGGUGUGCUCGAUAUCGAUAUAUGUGGACCGUCGCAACCGCGCGUACUGGGUGUGCUGGGUGAACAGGUACAUCAAUCCGGAUCGGGCUGGUCACCGGUGUACAUUGAGGACAAUCUUAGCCUGAUGUCGAUCGGGUUUUUGCUCGGCAGUCCGGAUGAUGCAAUCAUAUGGCGCGGCCCGAAGAAGAACGGCAUGAUUCGACAGUUUCUAACCGAGGUGGACUGGGGUCAGCUGGACUAUCUGCUGCUGGACACACCGCCGGGCACAUCGGAUGAACAUCUGUCCGCCACGACGUUUCUCAAGGGUACGGAUGGUUCCUGGGGAGCAAUUUUGGUCACGACACCGCAGGAAGUUGCAUUGCUCGAUGUACGGAAGGAAAUUUCUUUCUGCAAAAAACUGGCCAUACCGGUGGUGGGUGUUGUUGAGAAUAUGACCGCCUUCGUGUGCCCAAAAUGCACAACGAAAACGCGAAUUUUCCCCGCCCGAACUGGUGGGGGCGCCGAACAGAUGUGCACGGAAAUGGAAGUACCGUACCUGGGGAAACUCCCACUCGAUCCACGGUUGACGAAGUGCUGUGAUGAGGGUAAAGAUUUCAUCACCGAGUUCCCGAACAGUCCGGCUGUGCAAGCGUUGGAUGAAAUUGUUACUAAAGUGAGACUGUUUUUUGGAGACGGAAAAGGCGACCAAUAA
Molecule: messenger RNA, 981 nt
Organism: Anopheles maculipalpis
Lineage: Eukaryota; Metazoa; Arthropoda; Insecta; Diptera; Culicidae
Gene: Nubp1
Product: cytosolic Fe-S cluster assembly factor NUBP1 homolog
Exons: 1
Coding region: 1-981 (326 amino acids)
Biological process (GO): iron-sulfur cluster assembly
Cellular component (GO): cytosol
Molecular function (GO): ATP binding; 4 iron, 4 sulfur cluster binding; ATP-dependent FeS chaperone activity
Source: RefSeq, a predicted model, not a curated record